Molecule: messenger RNA, 294 nt
Organism: Aspergillus heteromorphus CBS 117.55
Lineage: Eukaryota; Fungi; Ascomycota; Eurotiomycetes; Eurotiales; Aspergillaceae
Exons: 1
Coding region: 86-250 (54 amino acids)
Source: RefSeq, a predicted model, not a curated record
CCUUUUUCUUUUCUCUACCGUGUCCUAUCGUUCCUCUCCUCUCCUCAUCCACCUCUCAACUUUCAUCAGGUUGUUCACAUUCGCCAUGGCUUCCACCUUGAGACUGGGCACCUCUGCCCUCCGUUCCACCACCCUGGCCGCUAAGCCGACCGUUCAGUCCGCCGCCUUCAAUGGCUUGCGCUGCUACUCUACCGGCAAGUCCAAGGUUUGUGUAGCCCCGAUAACGAUCACUCUUGUGCUAUCAUACUGAGGCAAUUUUGUUUCCUAGUCCUUGAAGGAGACUUUCGCCGAGAA